This is a messenger RNA of Chaetura pelagica (chimney swift), 1273 nucleotides long. RefSeq names its product ring finger protein 128, E3 ubiquitin protein ligase (gene RNF128). The coding region runs from base 1 to 1194 and encodes 397 amino acids. The transcript has 7 exons. The record is from RefSeq and is a predicted model, not a curated record. Lineage: Eukaryota; Metazoa; Chordata; Aves; Apodiformes; Apodidae.
AUGAACCAAAUACCUAAGUUCAGGUUUUUCUCCCUCCUGGCAGUUAGCAUUUUAUUCAAUGCUACCAAGGCAUUUUCUGUAACUGCCUCUGUGAGUUUAUUUUAUUUCAACAGUGCCAGCAACACAACUGUGUCCGAGCACUGUGAAUGUGGCCUGUAUGGAUUAAAUUCUCCUCUGCUUAGUGCGCAGGGGCUUGUGAGCAUUCCAAAAUCUGCAAAUCUUCUAGCCUGCGAUGCCAAUACUGAGUUCACAAUCAUGAAACCACCGUGGAUAGCACUGAUUGAAAGAGGCAAUUGCACUUUUGCUGAAAAAAUCAAGGUGGCUGCCAGAAGGGGUGCAACAGCAGCUGUGAUCUACAACGCAGUGGACAAGGGCAACAGCACCGUCCUGAUGUCACAUCUCGGUGCUGAAAGCAUUGUUGCCAUUAUGAUUGGCAACCUGAAAGGCACAGAGAUCUUACACCGGAUUGAGAGUGGCAUGAAAGUGACCAUGGUUAUUGAAGUGGGGAAAAAGCAUGGUCCGUGGAUGAAUCAGUACUCCAUCUUCUUCAUUUCGGUGUCAUUUUUCAUUGUCACAGCAGCAACCAUGGGUUACUUUAUUUUUUAUUCUGCUUGGAGACUCAGAAUCGCAAGGGCCCAGUCCAGGAACCAGCGACAGCUGAAGGCCAGGGCUAAGAAGGCCAUCGAACAGUUAGAGCUGCGCACCCUGAAGCAAGGGGACAAGGAAACUGGUCCUGAUGGUGACUGCUGUGUUGUGUGCAUCGAGCCGUACAAGCCCAACGAAGUAGUGCGCAUUCUCACCUGCAACCAUCUCUUCCACAAGAACUGUAUUGACCCCUGGCUUCUGGAACACAGAACAUGCCCGAUAUGCAAAUGUGACAUACUCAAAGUUCUGGGUGUUGAGGUGGAUGCAGAAGAAGGGGCUGAGUCUGUGCAAGUCACAGUAUCCAGAUCCAGUGGGGUAUCAAAUGUUCCUACAGUUCAUGAAGAAGAUAAUCGUAGUGAAACAGCAUCAUCUGGAUAUGCUUCUGUACAAGGAGCAGAUGAAUCUGCCCUAGAGGAACAUACACCAUCAGAAAAUGACAACAUGCAUCUUGUGAACAAUGAAUCCCAGCCCUCUGCUGUGAACAUCCUUCCACAUGUUGACAACCCAAGUUUUGAGGCAGAUGAAACACAAGUUGAAGUCAAGUCCUAAGAACACGUCCAGCAACAUGGUGUAAGCCUUGUGCAAGGAGCUGCCUUCUGCCAUCUCAUGUCUACCAAACACUGCAAGA